This is a messenger RNA of Colletotrichum fioriniae, 669 nucleotides long. RefSeq lists its product as uncharacterized. NCBI's taxonomy places the organism in Eukaryota, Fungi, Ascomycota, Sordariomycetes, Glomerellales, Glomerellaceae. Gene Ontology annotation, molecular function: N,N-dimethylaniline monooxygenase activity; flavin adenine dinucleotide binding; NADP binding. The record is from RefSeq and is a predicted model, not a curated record.
AUGGUAGGUGCCUUUGGUAUCGUAUCUUUGAAGAAUCUUGCCGAAGAAGGUUUCGGAGUGACCGGGUUUGAGCGUAAUUCCUAUGUUGGCGGUCUUUGGAAGUUUACCCGAGAGGAUAAGACUUCUGUGUUACCUACAACUGUUGUCAACAUUUCGAAAGAAAGAGGGUGUUUCACAGACUUCCCGUUUCCUGAUGCGACAACCAGUCAACCCUCGGCCGAAGAGGUGGCGCAGUAUCUUGAGGACUAUGUCGAUCACUUCAAGCUGCGAUCAAUGAUGCGCCUCAGUACAGUUGUCACUCAUGUAUCGCAUGACGAGGCUCUCAACAAAUGGAUCAUUGAAAUUUCUGAUUCACCCAAAGAAAUGUUUGAUAGGGUCAUCAUCGCAACAGGAAUGAACCAAACACCCAACUAUCCGAAUGUCAAAGGCAUUGACCAGUUCGAAGGCGAAACGCUCCACUCCAAAUCUUACAAAGGCCCAGAGAACUUCGCAGAGAAGAAAGUGCUGGUCUUCGGCUUGGGAAACACCGGCGCUGACACUGCAACGUCACUUGUGGGCCAUGCAAGCGAGAUAUAUGUUUCUCACCGAGAGGGUGCUCUCAUCUCUGCCGUAAGCUUCCUCGAACCAACAAAGGUCGUCCGAUUGACCACACACUCAACAUCCGCUUGA